Molecule: messenger RNA, 846 nt
Organism: Didymodactylos carnosus
Lineage: Eukaryota; Metazoa; Rotifera; Eurotatoria; Philodinida; Philodinidae
Source: the annotation of a GenBank genome assembly
AUGCAUACACCAACAGGUUUAUAUAUUCGGAACGAUGUCCUUUACAUAUCAGAUGCUGCUGAUAAUCCCCAAGUUUAUUCUAUGGCAACCAGUGCAACAGUAAAAUCGUCUUAUAUUCCUAGUAUGACUCAAAAUGUUGCACCACAAUCCGUUUAUAUUGAUCAGUUAGGCAAUGUUUAUGUACCAGAUAGCCUUACAGCAUGUGUCAUAAAAUUUGAUAGUACAUUGACUGUCGCUGGUAGUAUAGUAGCAGUUGGUAAUAUUAAUGCACCUGGUGCUGAUUUAAGUUCAUUAGAUGGGCCAAACCAUUUGACAUUUGAUAGCGCAGAAACGUAUAUGUAUAUCGCUGACACAAACAAUAAUCGAAUUAUACGGUUUCCGUCGACUGCAGUGAGUGGGAACAAUGGAACUGUAGUUGCAGGAGCAACCUCUGGGGAUUUGAAUUUGCCGUAUGGUGUAUAUUAUGAUUCAUCAGCCGAUUAUUUGUACAUAGCAAACGCACAAGCAAAUACAAUUUUGAAAUGGAAACCAUUUGCUAGUAGUGGUACUGUGAUUGCUGGUGUAUCAGGAAUAGCUGGAUCAUCUUCAACACUGUUGUUUCUACCUUCAAGUGUUUAUUUCGAUUCCCAAUCGGGACUAUUAUAUGUUAAUGAUGCAGGAAAUGCACGUAUUAUGGUUUAUUGUCAAAGCAGUCAGACAGGAACAAUGAUUGCUGGCACGGGUAAAACGGGGAACUCGGCAACAGAAUUAAAUUUUCCCUAUGAAAUUGCAUUUGAUUCAUCAUCGAAUCUGUAUGUUCUGGAUGGUGAGAAUAGUCGUAUACAAAAAUUUAGUAAAUUAUCAUAA